CGGGCAAUUCGCAACCCAUGAUGAGAGGCAUCAGCGACGAUGGUACAAUCGUCGUGCCGGGGAUGCACGUACGGAGCUGGUCUUCCACGACAAGCCACUUGGGUGCCCUCAGCAUCAAUCUUCCUGGACGCGUCGUUGUCUCGUGCUCAGGGAAUGCCACAGCGACCACGACGACCACGGUCGUGACCGUCACCUCGACAACACCGGCCCUUCUGUCACUCGUCCAGGCGGACAUCGCCAUUACAGCAGACGACAUCAAUCAACUCACGCUUCGUUUGGCCACGAGCGACGUUGACACCGAGGGCACCCUCCUUGUCCAUGUCACCCUAGGCCAUCCCGUGCACACGUUCUCCACGGUCGCAGAAACACUGGUGGAGUCUGGUGCGCUGGCAGUGGCACCGACGUCGACGAACCCCAUGUAUAUCACGUCGUACAGCAAUGCCGCCGUUUGGAUCGAGUCGUCAUUACCCGUGGCUGCACCUGGCCUGUCCAUCACAACCAGCGGCGCCGGCGAUGUCUACUUCAGUGCUCCGUCGAUUCAUGUCGAGCGCAAUUUGAAGGUCACGAUAUUCGCCCAGGGAUCCGUGUCGCUGCAAUCGAAAUCAAUCUAUGCCAACACGAUCAAGUCCGAAGUGCCGGGACGCGGGUCCGUGUUUCUGCAGGGCGACGUACAGGCGUCGCACCUGAUCAGCGACCUCCUCGGCAUGGGCUCAGUCAAUUACUUUCCAUUUGGGUCGUGCAACGACAGCAAGAUUAGCAUUGUCGGGUCUGGAAACGCGUACUUGGGGUCUGUGGCUUGCGUCACGGCCAGCGUCAACACGGUCGGGAACGGCGACGCGUAUGUCCAGGUCGCGGGCACUCUGGUCCGCUCCGGAUUCGGGUCGGGCUCGAUCAAUUACUUCAACGGAACGCCCAAGCACUUACCCGAGAAUUCCGGUGGUCAGUCAUUUCCGUUCGUGCGGCAGCCCACCGUCGCUGCCACAACCACCAACAAGUACGAGAUUGCUAAGGUGGUACCCCAACCGCCGUGGCACGAAGGGUCGUUCGUGCUGGUUCGGCUCUCGUCCGCAACGCUGCGGUGGCCACCCAUUCUAAUGGACGUGAAGCUGUCGCCUCUCAUGGAUGCCACUUCAAGUAUUGAAACACUCGGCAUUGUGGGCAUCUUUGUGUUGGUCGUGGUGGGCAUACUAGUCGUGGUCACCAAGCGGAUCCGGCGAGGCGGCUACGAGCUCGUGCAAUAAAGAAAAAUUCAUAUGUUCAUAGAAUGGCUGGUCCAACAUUUGAAAAAU
This is a messenger RNA of Aphanomyces invadans, 1289 nucleotides long. RefSeq lists its product as hypothetical. The coding region runs from base 18 to 1241 and encodes 407 amino acids. The record is from RefSeq and is a predicted model, not a curated record. The transcript has a single exon. NCBI's taxonomy places the organism in Eukaryota, Oomycota, Saprolegniomycetes, Saprolegniales, Verrucalvaceae.